Molecule: messenger RNA, 2091 nt
Organism: Cavenderia fasciculata
Lineage: Eukaryota; Evosea; Eumycetozoa; Acytosteliales; Cavenderiaceae
Gene: sgmD
Product: putative sphingomyelinase
Exons: 9
Coding region: 1-2091 (696 amino acids)
Source: RefSeq, a predicted model, not a curated record
AUGACUCGUUUGAAUUCAAGUUUGUGGUGUGUUGUCACAGUCAUUGUUGCUUUGAUGGUUCACAAUGCAUCUUCAUACACUUUUAUGCAUUUAAGUGAUGUACAUUACAGCUCAAUGGUCAAUACAGUAUUAUACAACGAUUCAACUUUAUGUUUAGCAAGUUCAUUAUUCAAGAGUCAAUAUAUUCAAGAUUUAGAGAUCCCAAUUUUCAAUGAUCCAUUAACACAUUCAGGUCUUUAUGGUAGAUAUGGUUGUGAUACCAACUUGGAGUUAUUCAACUCUACAUUGGUUGACAUGUUCAAUAACUAUGAUUUGGGUGAAACUGGUUUCAUCGUCUUUACUGGUGAUUCUGCAGGACAUGCACUUCCAUAUGAUGAUUGGUCAAAUUCAGUGAUCACAUUUUCAAAGGUGAUUUCUGAAACCUAUUCUGGAACAAACACCACUUUUAUUCCAUCGAUUGGUAACAAUGAUGUGUUCCCAGACUACAACUCGUCGUGCAGUGAUGGUAACCUCGAAUUUUUGGCUAGCGUAUGGGACGAAUGGAUUCCAGAGUCUCAAAAGGCAAACUUUUUGAAAAUGGGUUCCUAUGCUGUCUCUCCAGCUCCAGGUUUGACUGUUCUAGCCGUCAACACUGUUCUCUACUCUGUCAAGCAAAAGAAUAUCUUUUCCGGUGAUCCAUGUGGUCAAUUUGCUUGGUUAACCAACGAAUUGGAAAUUGCUGCUGCCAACAAUAAUACAGUUUACAUUAUUGGUCAUAUUUUCCCAGGUUUGGAUCCGUUCUUCCAAAUUGAAACCUGGAAGGAAGAUUAUAUUUUCCAAUUUAUGGAUGUUGUUAAAAAUUAUACAGAUAUUGUAAAGGGAGGAUUUUUCGGACAUAUUCAUAGAGAUGAAUACAGAUCAUAUGAUCUUAGUAUCCCACCAACUCCAGAUACCCAGCACUCUGCUGCUGGUCACAAGGAAGAGGAUGUAUUCUCCAACAGCGAUAUGUUUUUCCCACUUUUCAUUGGGUCUGCCAUCUCCCCACUCUACCAAAACAAUCCAUCCUACAAGGUCUACCAAGCCACCCCAACCUUUAGCAUUUACAACAUUACCACCUACUAUAGCGAUCUCUAUGUAUCCAACUUUAAUGGUUACAUCAAUUGGACUGUUGAAUACAACUUUGCUGAAGAGUACAAAAUCCAAUCUGAAUUUAUUGAUGGUGCUGCUUUGGCUGAUUUGACCACUAGAUUCUUUAUGGACCCAGUCAUGUAUGCCCGUUAUGACGAUCAUCGUGCUGCCAACUUCCUCCCUGAUAUUGUCGAUACUUUAUGUCUCAACUCUCAAUAUUCUGACAAGGCAUGGAGCAACUGUGUCCAAGGUCUUUCUCUUGCAAGCGCUAAAAAAAUGGCCGAAGAACUAUAUCAACAUUAUCCUUUCCAAUCAACUAUUCACAAUAUGUUUUUUGCUAAAUUCGCCAUUUUAAUCAUCAGUGCAUUAUUUGCCUUUUCCGGUGUCAAUGCCAAAGACUGCUCCAAAAGCAAUGGAUACACUACUGGUUACACCUUAUCAUCAUUUAACGCUGUCCCACUUAGUGGUGGACAAUCUGAAUCAUUCUUUGAAGUUGGUGACACUUCAGUUGAUUUCCAUGGUCAACGUAUCAGAGUUGAUUAUGAAAUCUUUUCACAAGGAAAUCCAAUCAUCAAUGGUUCAUUCUGGGGAUUCGGUGGAAAUAUCAACAAGGCUUAUUUCCUCAACCAAGGUGUUUGCACAGUUUCACCACUUGUAACUCCAAUUCCAAGUUCAAUUAUCAAUGGCACUGUUGUUGACAAGACUAAAUUGGGUAGUUUCGAUGUCGAUGUAAUCAAGGUUGAACCAACUCCCUCCUCUGGUCAAACUCUCUUUGCUGACCCAAAGAAAUGUGCUGCUGUAGCUGCCACCAUUUUCAAUGUCGAUUUUACCAACCCAGGAUUUGCCAACAUGUUGUUCUUUGAUUUCGUCGACCAAUACACUGAAUCAUUCUUUGUACUUCCAUCACAAUGUUCGCAAGCCAACGCUCAAUUGGCCUCAUUUGCUGCUCCACACACUCCACACUUCUCUCGUUACCUUCAUUAA